AUGAGUGAUUACGAUUCUUUAACACAAAGUAAAGCAUUUUGCAUUGAGGAAAUAUACGGGAGUGAUAUAACAAAUGAAGAAAAUAAAUUAAUUAUAGAAUUUAUGCAGAAUAUGGUAAAUGAAAGGAAUGCCCUUCCAAAUAAUGUAAAUGUAGAGAUAAAUGUGGUAAAUAAUAAUGAUAGUAACAAUAAAAGUUCAAAUAAUAAAACCCACAAUUUACUCAAUAUUAUGAAUAAAUAUACCUUUAAAGAAAAAUUAGAUGAAAGCUAUUUAAAUAAUGAAAAUAAACUAAGAUGGAAAAGUAACAUUGUUGAAUAUAUAAAUAGAUUAAGAUAUUAUAUUCAUAAAAAAUAUAAUCGAAAUAUAAUUGAUACGUUUAAAUAUAAUUCGUGUAAUUGUUCUAUAUUAUCUUCCUUACAAAAAGAUAAAGAUUUAAUACAUAUAUUUUCUUCACAAGUUUUUUGUGUUCAUUUAUAUAUUUAUGGUAUUAAUUAUAAACAAAUCAUAUAUUAUAUUGAUAUAAUAGCUAACCAUUUAAAUAAUAAUAACGAAACAAAUUUCAUUUUUUUCAUAUGGUUAAUAUAUCUACUAAUAUUAUUAGAUUCAUUACAGGCACUGGAUUCCAAUGUUUCUUCAAAUUUACAAAUAAUAAAACGUUUUUGUAUAAACAAAAUUGAAAACUCCGAUCAAAAUUAUGUUGAAUCGAAGGAAGAUAACAUUUUAAGUUUCUUAAAAAACUUUUAUUGUACAUCUAAAAAUAGUAAUAAUUAUAUUCCUUCAUAUUACACCAUAGAUAUAUUUUAUCUUAUAUAUAUAAUUAUAACUGAUAUAUUUAAUCAAAAAUGA
This is a messenger RNA of Plasmodium adleri (nom. inval.), 846 nucleotides long. Its product is annotated as conserved Plasmodium protein, unknown function. Bases 1 to 846 code for a protein of 281 amino acids. The transcript has a single exon. Lineage: Eukaryota; Apicomplexa; Aconoidasida; Haemosporida; Plasmodiidae. Gene Ontology annotation, biological process: spliceosomal snRNP assembly. The record is from RefSeq and is a predicted model, not a curated record.